UUUUUGCAGUGCGGUAUGCGUGUGGACUUUCAUGUGUUCAAGUACAGUACGUCAUUUUUAUCUUUUAUCCAUUUAUCCAUUGUUUUCAUUGCAUUGUGUGAGCGACGGCGGGUUAAGCUGUAUUGUCAGCGGCUGAGCGGCACGCAAGGUGUGUACACCUGCUGCUUUCAACUGCAGGUAUUAACAAAGAUAAUUUAUUUCCUCAUAGGGCGUGUAUGUGCUGACACGAAAGGUGUACCAGCUUUGAAACACACUCUUGACUUUCUUGUCUUCUGCCCUCUCUUCAUUCGCAACAUGGAAUUCUGUCGGCUCUGCUUCGUGCUCCUCGCCGUCUUGGUCAUUGGUGGUGCUGGGCAGCCAGACGUAUGUGGCACAGUGAUGGUGAACUCCAGGAUUGUGGGCGGUGAGACGGCACCCGAGGGGGCCUGGCCCUGGCAGGCGAGCUUACACAGGAAUAACUUCCACAUAUGUGGAGCAUCGCUGAUCAACAACCAAUGGGUGCUGUGUGCCGCUCACUGCUUGCAACGCACCCCCCCCUCCAGCCUGCGGAUUUUUCUGGGCCGCCAAACCCAGGAGGGGACCAAUGUCAACGAGCAGGCGCGUGAUGUGGCGGAAAUCAUCAACCACGAGGAGUACAACGAGAUUACCAACGACAACGAUAUUGCCCUGAUGCGGCUCUCCUCGCCUGUCGAGUUCACCAACUUUAUUCGGCCCGUCUGCCUCGCCGCUCCAGGCAGUGUCGUUCCAGCCGGAACCGAAACCUGGGUCACCGGAUGGGGCACGAUAGGCAGCGAUGACCCGCUUCCGUCGCCGCAGGCACUACAGGAAGUGACUGUUCCUGUGGUAUCCAACAGCAAGUGCAGUGAGUCUUACAGCCUCAUCACCAGCAACAUGAUCUGCGCUGGAACCGAAAAUGGGGGCCGGGAUUCAUGCCAGGGGGAUUCAGGCGGUCCGUUGGUGAGUAAAAACGCAACUAGGUGGGUCCAACUCGGCGUGGUGAGCUUUGGACGAGGAUGCGCAUUGCCCGACAUCCCAGGAGUCUAUGCCCGAGUGUCCCAAUAUCAAACGUGGAUCAGGGAUCGCAUCACUGGCGACCAGCCGGGCUUCGUGAACUUUACCACAUCAGGGGGAGCUACGUUGGUGUUCCUUUCCGCACCUUUCCUGCUCACUCUCCUGCCGACAAUCUUCACCUCUCUGGUGCUCAUGUGACGAGGACCAUCAACAUCAUGUGAACAGUGGGGGCUACAAAUUACAUUCCAGGAAGCUAGCUAAUGAAGAAUUAAUUUCGUUUUGUUUUGUUUUUUAAAGCUCUUAAGUUUGCUGUUAUUUUUGAUGAAGUGAUCAUGAGCGAACAGUAAAAUAUGCUUAGAUUUGUAUUACACUUAGAGAUUUUACAUGACAAAUGGUUUGAAAUGUAAGCAGUCACAUGCAGGGGCGGUUCUGGAUCAAUUUCACUGAGGGGGCCGGGCUGGGGCCAGGGGUUUUGAUGGGGGGGGGGGGGCACAUUCAACCCAUGGCUAAAAAGACAGAUUUGAAAUCUUAUUUGACUUUUUAUUUCUACAAACUUUGAAAUUGUAGUCAUAACAUUACAGUGAUGAGAAAAAAAAGUAUUAGGAGGGCUAAAAUGUCUGCAAGCGUAAUAAUACGCCGUGUCCAUCUGUUGAGAAUAUUCAAGCCAAGGGAUGAUAUGGUCCCAGCCUGCGGGGGACAAAAAUUGCAAAUACACUGAAGCUACAUGUUUUACAUGCAUAUAAUUAUCCAAAUUUUAAAAGGCAAUGUCUUAUAUAUUGAUCCUGAUAAAUAAAAAUUGAAAUAAAAAGGGGGACUAAAAAGGUUACAAACACACACACACACACACACACGCACGCACACACACACGUCGUGGUAAUUUCCUUCUCAGCGGACUGCUUCUCAUUUUCCCGCUCAUUUUUAAGUGGUGCAGCGCACUAAAGGGUCCGACGAGAAUGUCAAAUCAGCACUGUGGUUCCACCAUUCGCGUCGGCGACUCGGCGGGACUGCGUAAUCUACACUCGUAGGGGGGAGCACGGGGGGGGGGGGCAGAAUCAGUGCUACAGGGGCACUGGCCCCCGUUGACCCCCCCAGAACCGCCACUAGUCACAUGGCUCAGUAUGACAACAUCUUUUUUGUUUGCCACAGGUUCACCUCAUGUAAAGUUUUGCAUUGAAUUACAUUUAGACGUGAAGUUGUCAAUUUGAAUUUUGAGCACUGUCGUGAAUGAUGCAAUCUGGGGUCUGAAAGAAACUGUUCUCUUGCACUUUUGUGACAUUUGAAGUUAUGAAUGCGUUUUUUAUGAUUGCUCUGCAAUGUAAUGUUUGUAUUACUCUACUUGGGGUUGUUUCUCUUUAAGUAAAUCAUGUUAAUAUCAA
This is a messenger RNA of Hippocampus zosterae (dwarf seahorse), 2387 nucleotides long. RefSeq names its product serine protease 33-like. Gene Ontology annotation, biological process: proteolysis. Bases 16 to 1209 code for a protein of 397 amino acids. Lineage: Eukaryota; Metazoa; Chordata; Actinopteri; Syngnathiformes; Syngnathidae. The transcript has 6 exons. Gene Ontology annotation, molecular function: serine-type endopeptidase activity. The record is from RefSeq and is a predicted model, not a curated record.